CUCUGUUCAGGGUGGAGCAGGCAGCCUCCGCCUCCGCCUUGGCGUCAACGUGCUGCGGGAAGUCUCUCGCUCGCUCGGUCGCUUGGAAUGGUGGUCGGCGGGUGAAGCUUCUCUCCGGUCGGGAGAAAUGGAGGACUCGGAGAGCAACGCGGAUGACGGACUGCUGGCCACCUGGCGAUGGAGCCGCAACGCGCGGGAGCAGGUACAGCUGAAGCAGAAGAUCAGAGACCUGCCCGGUUUACUGAAGCACGGAUUGCAUUUGAGAAAGAAGAGCCAGUCACCUGACACUGUCCCCGGACCCAGCGCUGGCAUCCACACCAAGUCCAAGCAGUCAUGCUCUCAGAGUUUUCCGUGUGCAGGCCGUGCACUGAGAAAUGCAUUUCUGUCCCAUGGCCCGUAUCCAGCCAAAGACAAGAUCCACUUGGCACGGAUCAUCAGGAGGAGUUAUGUAGGUGUGGAGCUGGUACAGUGGCUGCUGGAGCAGUGUGUAUUUGUCCAGUGCAGGAUGAUGGCAGCACGGGUUUGGCAAGUGCUGCUGGAGCUCGGCAUCCUUCACUCAGUGGACCAGCGAGUGGUGUUCGAAGACUCCAACACAUACUACCAGUUCUCAUUCGAGGAGUGUGACGCGCAGGGCUGUGAGUUUCGCUCGGAGGAGGAAUGGCAGAACGGAGUCCGACUGCUUACGCAGCUCGUCCCAUACGUCCAAUUUAGGGUGGUUAGCCCUCCCGAAGAGGAUCCCGAAGGAAAGCGGGAUAUCUGUGGAGAAAUUCUGCAGAUGAAAGCUUUGGAAAGGCUUACAUCCACGGUACAAAAUGAACUAGCUGCGGCGCUGGCGAGGAAGGCACGCAAAUCAAUGUCUGAGGAUGACAAUUCAGAGACAGGAGAAAGUUCCCAACAAGAACCACAGAAGCCAGUCGAAGACAAAGUCAAGCAAGGUGGUGUGUGUGCGCUGAGGUCCCCAGAUGAGUUUUCACGCUUGGAGAUGGUGCAGAGGCUGGCCAAGGACGGCUGCCGCUUUCUCCAGAACCAGAACUACAGACUACCUGAACGCCCAGCACAGGCGCAGGGCGAGGGAGCGGUGCGGGUGUGUCUGAAGGAGAGGGGUCAGGAUGUGCUGGUGCUCCAGAAAGUGGUGUCUGAUCGAGCAUCACCUCAAACAGCGGGAGGAGUGAAAGAGGACGACAGCGAUAGGAGGUACGUGGUGGUGUCCGGGACGCCUCAUAAGAUCCUGGAGCACCUGCUAAGUGACCUGAGGCUGGACGAACACCAGGGUGCGACGGAGGGCAAAGAAGCCGAGAUGCUGCUGGAUGACUUUCUGCUCACUUAUCUCGUCUUCAUGUCCACCAACGAUCUCUGCCAGGCGCUGCUCGGACAUUACUGCACUAAGCGCUGCCGUGGCAAGGAAGAAGGAAAGGAGGCCCUCUUCAGGAAGAGGAAAGUCCUGCAUCUGGUCUCCCAGUGGAGCUCUCUGUAUAAAGACUUCCUGAGGGAAGAGGAGCAUGUCAAACUCUUCAUGAAGACACUGUACCGCUACGUGCUCGAAGACGUCUACGAGUUCCCUACACUGGAGAAGGACCUGAAGGAGUUCCAGAAACUUCUGCGCCGCAGACACACUGUGGAUGAUUAUUCACCUCACCAAAAGAACAAAGCCCUUUUCCAGCAGCUGAGUCUGAGAGAGAACGGCGUUCAGCUUCGUGGGGCACACAGUGACCACCGAGAAGUAAUGUGUCAUGUGUACGUGAGCUUAGACUCCUAUUUGAGUGUGAGAGUGAGAACGACAGUAGUGGCUCAGGAGCUCCUGCAUGUUGUGGCCCAGAGGAUGGAGAAACCUGUAGAGGACAUGGUGCUGGUGGCCCAGACCUACAGCGGAGAGAAACGUGUCCUUCAGCCACAUGACUGUAUUUACUCAGAGUCUCUGGCUCUUCCUGGGAGACUGAUGGCCUGCUGGAGAGACCUGAAUGAGAUUCUGCCUCCUCUAACGGACUGCGUGGAAUUGACACAGCGGUCGUCGCGUCUCCUCGGAAUCAACACGUGGGACGUGUCUGUGGCUCUUACCAACCUCGACUGGAGCCUCUUCAACUCUGUACACGAGCAAGAGCUGGUGUACUACACGUUCAGUCGUCAGGCGAGCAGUGGCCACACGGUGGCGCUGGAGCAGCUCCUGCAGCGCUGUAACGAGGUUCAGCAGUGGGUCAUGUCCGAGGUCCUGCUGUGUCCUUCGCUCGGAAAACGAGUCCAGCUGCUCAAGAAGUUCAUCAAAAUCGCUGCGCACUGUAAAGCACAGAGGAAUUUGAAUUCCUCCUUUGCCAUCAUUAUGGGUCUAAACACAGCAGCUGUCAGUCGACUCAAUCAGACAUGGGAGAAAGUUCCUGGAAAAUUUAAGAAGCUUUUCUCUGAGCUUGAGUUAUUAACUGACCCUUCUCUGAACCACAAAGCCUACAGAGACGCCUUCAGGAAGAUGAAGCCGCCUAAAAUCCCCUUCAUGCCUCUGCUGCUUAAAGACAUUACAUUUAUUCACGAGGGAAACAAAACAUUUCAUGAUAAUCUCGUCAACUUCGAGAAGCUGCACAUGAUCGCAGACACCGUCCGUCUCAUACGCCACUGUCAGACUGAACAAACCGGAAGUGACGUCGUCCAGAGCGACAGUGCGGACUUGAGAUCCAGCGUGCACUACCUUCACAUCAUUGACAAUCAGCAGACUCUUUUCGAGCUGUCGCACAGACUGGAGCCCCGAGCGUAACACCGCCACCGGCUCGGUGUUCACCAGAAAUGCAGCAGCGUCUGUCUCACUACUACGUCUUAUUUUUCUUCUUCUUUCCUUGUAAGCAGAUUCUCACCGAGGGAUCCGUGUCCAAAUUCCUCAGCACUGACUAAACAAAAACGUCCUCAUUUUGGUGGCAUGCUCGUUCGACCAUACUCGUUUGACCACUAGAUGUAGAGGUUGAGCCUCUUCGUGAAAUACCAAUAGGAGUGAGAUUAGGAUCCUGUGGUGUUUAGGAUGCUUUUAUUGUCUCUGCUGAGUCAGUAUUCACUAGUCCAUAGUCAAUGUGUGGACGAGCCAAACGACACAACGUCAGACAUAUGAAGUACGACGUAUGUACUGUACGACUACGUUACAGUUGAGAAGUAAUAUCGGGACACGACCCAGACGUUUGAGACGUCACGCGUGUUUUCAGGGACAUGCCUGAGAUCCAGGUCUCGAGACUGGGUGAAAAAGCAGGACAGAAACGAGCACGAGCUACCGUACGUCUGGACCCAGAGACGUCAAACCCACGCUUAAUAAAGACUAAAAGUAAUUCUGAAUAUCGUCAGUCGUCGUGAUAUUUGUUCGAACCUUUCCAGCGGAAGUGGAUUUAUCCCAGCUUCCUUAACACAGUAUUAUUAUUAUUAUUAUCAUCGGAUACAUGGUUCUGUUUCUCCUGUGCAAUGCUUCAGACUCCUGGUGCGGUUGUUAAAAGAGUGCAGUGUUCGUUUCACGCUUCACACGAGCCAUCACGUUUACUUUCACUGAUGCCACAUUGGACCGAAUUGAUUUAAACAGGAGGUUAUUGACAUUUCGCUUGUUUGUUUGUUUUUUUUUUCGUUCGUUUGUUCGUUUUUUUAAGCUGCAUGCGUGCACAUAAUGUAUUGCACUUAUUAUAUCUUUGUUUAUACAGUAAUGUGUAAUAUUGUAUAUUAAGUUAUAUAAAUGUACAAGUUUAUCAUGAGGCAUCUGCAUACAUUUGAUUUCUGUGCCAAAUAUGAUUACGGGAGAGAUUUAAUAUUUAACAUAAAAAAAAUUCCAACCUUAGCCUUAUGUGCAGCUAUUAGAUUUUAUAUAUUAUUCUGGCUUCAUUAGGAGAUUUUUUUUUUCCUAAAAGGAUCGCUACUAAUAUUUUAACUCAACCCUGAGACACAUUUGAAAGGGAAUAUCAUUUAUAAAAGAAUUAAAUCUAAAAAGAACAAAAGCCAUGAAUCUUAUGCAGUAUUUUUGGCUCGAUUAAAGAAACACUGCACGUUUCUUACUGACAUUUUCCUGGCUUUAGAGGACUGAGGCAUUGUUAUUAUAAUUAUUUAUUAUUCUUAUUAGUUUUGUAAUUUAUGUUUUCUGAAGGAUAAUAACAGUGCAGAAUAUCAUUUGUGCACAUCUCCAGUUAUAUAUAUAUCAUCUAUAUAUAACUAUGUGUAAUAUUUUAAGAUGCUAGACUGUAUGUUUUUUGCAGUAACCUGGUCAAAAGAGGCGACUCGACUAAAAAAAAAAAAAAAAAACUCUUUUAGACGCUUCUUGUAUUUUGUUGCUGUGGAAUUUUUUCACACCAUGUCAGCUGGUUUGCAUGUGGUAAACACACACACACACACACACACACCCACACACACACACACAGAUGAAAACCAUGAUCGUACAUAGAAAUAGAUAUGCUCUGUAUUAUUUAUGUAUCACAACGCAAAAUGCAAAGCAAUAUGGUUCCCUUUUGUGUGUUUUCCCUCCGUUGCUAUAGAAACCACAUACAACUUUUCUAUAAUAUGCAUUUUUACAGCAAACCAGUGAAUAAAACAUUUAUGUAAUAUUA
Molecule: messenger RNA, 4550 nt
Organism: Tachysurus vachellii
Lineage: Eukaryota; Metazoa; Chordata; Actinopteri; Siluriformes; Bagridae
Gene: rapgef5a
Product: Rap guanine nucleotide exchange factor (GEF) 5a
Exons: 26
Coding region: 128-2740 (870 amino acids)
Biological process (GO): positive regulation of GTPase activity; Ras protein signal transduction
Cellular component (GO): plasma membrane
Molecular function (GO): guanyl-nucleotide exchange factor activity
Source: RefSeq, a predicted model, not a curated record